UAGACACGCUCACAUAGUCAGUCAGUCAUAAUGACAGAGGCGGAGAAUCAAGCAUGCGGACUCGAGCGAUGGUGACGGAAUACGAGCAAACACUAACGCUACGGGUGCUCGGACAGUCUCAGGGGGGAAAGAAACAUGUUUGGAGUAAAAACCAGCGACCUUUUAUCCUCCGUUUCCGCGAUAGAGCGCAAAGGAGGAGAGUUUAGUUCGUCUGCAUUCAUCGGCGGAGUUUCAAUGAAAAGUCUGUCACGCGGCACUGAGUCUUACUGUAAACAACAGCAGUUAUAGUAUAGCUAGUAGCCUACAGAUAUAUCAAGACACGCUUGACUUUGCGUUUAUUCUCCGUUUACAAUAAUUUAUAGCUGCUUUUUUGGCGUUUGGACUGUUCAGGAUGCAAGUGAAAAAGAGGAGCUCCGAGGACCCUCAGCGGGAUGAAAAGAAACCCUCGUGUUUCUCAAAUAUUAAGAUAUUUUUAGUGGCGGAAUGUGCUCUUAUGUUGGCACAGGGCACAGUGGGGGCAUACUUGGUGAGCGUGCUGACCACACUGGAGCGGCGCUUCAAUCUUCAGAGCGCUGAUGUGGGCGUCAUUGCCAGCAGCUUUGAGAUCGGCAACCUGGCCCUCAUUCUCUUUGUUAGUUAUUUUGGUGCUAAAGCCCACCGUCCUCGGUUAAUUGGCUGCGGAGGCAUUGUCAUGGCUUUGGGAGCGCUGCUCUCCGCAUUACCCGAGUUCCUCACCAGUCAAUACUUGAUCACAGACACAUGGAGCAAGGAAUUGGGGCGAGACGUGUGCUCCAACGCCUCUAAAACUGAUGAAACAUGUGGGAAUAGAGCAAACACCAACAUGAUGUACCUCCUUCUGAUAGGAGCCCAGGUGCUGCUGGGUAUCGGUGCAACGCCUGUUCAGCCCCUAGGGGUGUCCUACAUAGAUGAUCAUGUGCGAAAGAAAGACUCCUCUCUCUAUAUAGGUAUACUCUUUUCCACACUAGUGUUUGGACCUGCGUGUGGUUUCAUCCUGGGAUCUGUCUGUACUAACUUUUAUGUGGAUGUUUUGCUCAUCGACACAAGUGUGCUGAACAUCACUCCAGAUGACCCCCGCUGGAUCGGUGCAUGGUGGGGCGGCUUUCUCCUCUGCGGUGCCUUACUCUUCUUCUCGUCCAUCUUCAUGUUUGGUUUCCCCCAGUCCCUGCCCUGCAAGGAGAUGGAGGGAGUUCUUGAGAUUGAACAGGCCAUGCUGCCCUCAUCUUUACCCCAGGAUUAUGACAAAUCCAAGGCCAGCAAUGGAGUCCUGCAGAACCACCAGCCCAACAACCUGUCCUGCUGUCAACAGCUCCGAGUUAUUCCCAAGGUGACCAAGCACCUCCUGUCAAACCCAGUGUUCACAUGUAUUAUCUUGGCCGCCUGUAUGGAGAUCGCUGUUGUCGCUGGCUUUGCUGCCUUCCUGGGCAAAUAUUUGGAGCAGCAGUUCAACCUCACCACCUCCUCUGCUAACCAGCUGUUGGGGAUGACAGCCAUCCCGUGUGCCUGUCUGGGCAUAUUCUUAGGAGGUUUGCUGGUGAAGAAGCUGAACCUGUCUGCUCUGGGAGCCAUACGAAUGGCCAUGCUGGUCAACCUGAUCUCCACUGCGUGUUACGUGUCCUUCCUCUUCCUGGGCUGUGACACAGGACCUGUCGCUGGGGUGACCGUCGCCUAUGGCAACGAGACACUGCAAGUAGGCCAGAAGCCGGAAGCCCCCUGCAUGAGUCAUUGCAACUGCUACACUUCAUCAAUCAGCCCCGUUUGUGGCUCCAAUGGUGUGACCUACUUGUCCUCCUGUUUCGCUGGCUGCACCAGUGCCAUCGGUACCGGACUACCACCUCCUCCUCGCUUUCAGAACCUGACGAGGUGCUCGUGCAUCUCCGAAUACAAUGACUUUGCCACGGCUGUGCCAGGGAAAUGCCCGCGCCGCGGCUGCAAGGAAGCCUUCCUCACGUUCCUGUGUGUGAUCUGUGCCUGCAGUAUGAUCGGAGCAAUGGCCCAGACACCCUCCGUCAUCAUCCUCAUCAGAACUGUGAGCCCAGAGCUGAAGUCAUACGCCCUUGGAGUUCUUUUUCUGUUACUGCGACUGUUAGGGUUCAUUCCCCCUCCUUUGAUAUUCGGUGCGGGGAUUGACUCGACAUGCCUUUUCUGGAGCACCGAGUGCGGGGAGAGAGGUGCCUGUCUGCUGUACAACAACGUGACCUACCGCCACCUGUACGUCGGCAUGGCCAUCGUUCUCAAAAUUGUGGCAUUCCUCCUCUACACAACCACGUGGCAAUGCUUGCGCAGAAACUACAAGAAGUACAUUAAAAACCACGAGGGAUACGUCACGCCCACAGAAAUGAUCUCGUCCAGCGUGAACCUGGACAGUCUCGGAAAGGACAGCAGUCAAAGCCAAGUCAACCGGACUAAAUUUAUAUAUAACCUGGAGGAUCACGAGUGGUGUGAAAACAUGGAGUCCGUUUUAUAGAGGGUUUCAAGCGUCAUUCUAACCGACGAUCGUCCUUUGAGUUUAGCUCUUAUUCCGGGAUGUGCAGGACUGUUGUUGCACUUUAUUAUAAACUCAUUCAAUCUCUUCUACUGGGUCCAUCUUGUUUUUAGAUGGACUGUUUCUCCAGUGCCAGUAAAAUGUUGUAGUAGUUAGCUGAUCGUUGCCUCGCUGUUUCAUUGACUGGUAGCUGGUUUGUUCAAUUUGCAGACAUCAUACACAAAUGCAGCCACAAAAUGACUGUUUCCUCAAUUUUUCAAGUAAAAAGCUAACUAAAAUGAACCAUUUUAAAUGGUUAUUCAUCAUCAGGCGAGUUGAUUAUGUUCUUGGGCUCUAUCCAGUCUGGUAUUUAAUACAUCACAAUUAUCAAUACUAAUAUACAGUAUAAUUAUAUUGUAUACAUACAGAGAUUUUCUAUAUGAAAACUAUAUCGAUUAUAUCUUAAAACAUUCAAAAGGGUGUUUGAGAGAUCUUUUUCUUUUUAAGUGCUUUUUGCAGCAUUUGCUUUCUGCUGUUAAUUUAUAUUGUUUAUUAAAGGGGCUACAUGUACGAAUUUUCAUGUAUAAAUGUUAUAAAUGUGGCCGUUACUAACGGCAUUACUUUUUCCAGUAACGAGUAAUCUAAUUUGAUUACUCUUCUCAUCUUAAUAACGCCAUUACUGUCACUGCCAAAAAAUGCGGCGCGUUACUAUAACUGAUGAAGCUGUUUUUUUUUUUUUGGUUUUUUUUAUCAGACCAACUAGAUCUUUGAGCGAGAGGCAAAUACUUUUUUUACUGUUCUUCCUUGGUUAGUGGGCAGAGCACGAGACAAGCGCAUAAAUGCUGACGAUUGGCUGAGGUAGAGUAAAAUGUCAUUGUAAGCCAAUCAGAGGUAGAGCACGCAUAGUAGUGAUGGGCAUCCGGCUCUUUUGGCUCACAAACGGCUCUUCAAAUGACUUUGACUCUAAUAUUUCAAUUUUUAUUACAUAAUUAUUUAAUUUCUAUAGGCUAAAUUUGUAAAAAUAGAGUCGGCUCUUCAGAUAUGCGAGCGAGCUCCCGACGUUCACCUAAAAGAGUCGACUCAUUCGCGAAUCGCGAACAACCCAUCAAAAGCUCAUUCGUGAAUGAGCCGAUCCAUCAUCACUAACGCUCAUUCGCGAACAGUUGUGGCCUGUUGAGGGGCAAUAAAUAUCAAAAGAUACAAAACAUCUAUUGUGUUAUUUGCAUUGAUCCGCUGUAUUAACAUAAUAUCUACAUACAUGGCAUUUGAUUGGAGGCUAGUGUCACUUUGUCCCACACAGCAACAUUUUUUUAGAUGUGUGUACAAUGUUUCAUGUUUCUGUUAAUAAUGUAUUGUAUUAAGUGUCCAUUUCAUUAAUAUUCACAUUUAUCAUAAAUAAUUGAACAUGUAUUUUAAGUUCCGUUAAAGAGGGGUAGAGGUGGGGUCAAUUUAAUUUUACUUGAAAGUAAAGCAAUAAUUACUUUAAGUAACUAGUUACUUUUAAAAUUUGUAACUGAGUAACUAAUUUAGUUACUUUUUGUAAGAAGUAACUAGGAACUGUAACUAAUUACUUUUUAAAAGUAACUUGCCCAACACUGCCUAUGAAAGCCUCUAGAGUGAUUUUUAUGUGGACUCGGACCGGUUUUACCGUGAAAAUCUAAAGGAUGUUGCGGUUACGCGCACUCCCGACAACCUCUGUUCGGUUUAAUGAAACAUGAAAUUAAUGUUCACGAAAGAGCUAUUCUGUAGUGUCAAUUUCAUGCAAAUAAAAAGGUAUUAAUUCAAACUAUAUAGUCUCACAUAUUCAGAUUUAUAUAGUCUAUAAUCUUAACUAUACUUUAUAAUUUAAAUGACCUCAUCUGGCGUCGACAUGAUGCCUGUAAAUCACGAGCUGGUUCAAACAUAUCCACGUUGUUGCGGUCGGAUACUUUCUUAACUGCAGCCAUUUUAGUUGUGUGUUUGUUAUUGAGAGGAAAGCGCACAGCACAUAUUUACCUAAACGUCUCUAAAUGCAGUCUCUUGUACGUUCACGUGCGCGAGCACGAGCAAUAAGUUGCUGGCUGCAGUUCACUUAACGGCCACCGAUGUCGCUAAUAAGGGUUUCUGAAUUCUACAUAUAGCCCCUUUAAGGCCUAAAAUGUCU
Pimephales promelas (fathead minnow) is the source of this 4625-nucleotide messenger RNA. RefSeq names its product solute carrier organic anion transporter family member 3A1a (gene slco3a1a). Gene Ontology annotation, biological process: transmembrane transport; prostaglandin transport; sodium-independent organic anion transport. Lineage: Eukaryota; Metazoa; Chordata; Actinopteri; Cypriniformes; Leuciscidae. Gene Ontology annotation, cellular component: basolateral plasma membrane. The record is from RefSeq and is a predicted model, not a curated record. Gene Ontology annotation, molecular function: protein binding.